Molecule: messenger RNA, 441 nt
Organism: Puccinia graminis f. sp. tritici CRL 75-36-700-3
Lineage: Eukaryota; Fungi; Basidiomycota; Pucciniomycetes; Pucciniales; Pucciniaceae
Exons: 2
Coding region: 1-441 (146 amino acids)
Source: RefSeq, a predicted model, not a curated record
AUGCUCUCCUACCAGGAUGAUAUUCCUGGACAUCCACUGUCUCCGCCAGUCUUCCUUCCCGAGCCUACCAGUACCUCUACCUCAGCUGGUCCUGCCACGAUGAAAGCAAGCUCUGGUCCACCAGUGCUAGAUAAUCCGGUUGAUCAAUCAAAUCGGCACCAUCGCUUUCAUCAAGACUCGAUGUCAAAGUAUCGGCUUGCUCCUACUGCUUCAGCAGAGCUCCCAUCGACUCCUCAAUCAACCGCUCUUCGAACAGAACCCAACCAUGAAAACUUCUUGGGAUCUUCUUGGCUAGAGAGUUUCUUACAUCACUCGGCGGGAAAUAGUAACCAUCACAACCACGAGGUCGCCAGACAAUCAUCCUUGCAAGACGUUCAUCAAGCACAAAGAAUCCAAUCACAAUCCUGGAUCUCUUCCCAACUAUUCCUUGAUCUCAAAUAG